AUGGAAAACGAAAAUAAGCUAACUUGGAAUAAUUUACCAGAAAUUGUUAAACGAGCUCUAACAGCCGUGGCUGCGGAACAAAAUUUCAUCACGUACAAAGUCGACAUAACUUCUGGCACCAACGCCAACGAUGGAUUUUUGAGUGAAAUCGUUCGAGCAACCAUCGUAGGAUCAAAAUCAUCCGAAGAAUCAAUCGAAAUUCAAGAAGAAAUCUUGCACGAGUUUUCAGUUUUGUGUAAAAUGCAAGUUACAUCUCAAGCUCGUCGUGAUUUCUCGAAUUCAAGUGAGGUUUUUAAACGAGAAAUUUCUUUGUACAACGAUUAUUUACGGGAAUUGGUGAAAUUGCAGCAAGAAUUUGGGAUUUCUGAGGAAGAGGGUUUCUUUAAUUUUCCAAAAUGUUACUAUGCAGAGUAUGAUGAUGCCACAGACGAUGGAAUUCUGGUCAUGAACGAUAUUCGAGACAGCGGAUUUAUGAUGGCAAGCAAGUACGAGUUACUCGAUAUUCAAUCAAUUCGGUUGGUGGUACAAAAAUUGGCCAAGUUACAUGCCUUAUCAUUCGUUUUUGAACGUAAAAAGCCGGAAAUGUUUAAAAAUUUUAAAAAAUAUGACGACUUAAUGUUCAAAAUACUCAUGAAACCAGCAACGAUGGAGAUUUGGAACACAGUUUUCCCGUUAGCCAUCACCUCCCUUCAACAAGAACAUCCAAAAAUUGCGGAAAAAGUUCAAAACUUGCACGAAAAUUUUUACGCUGAAUGCGAAAAAUUAUCAAAUACCGAAAAUUCCGGCAAAUAUACCGUUAUCGGUCACGGCGACUGUUGGAAUAACAAUUUCAUGUACAAAUAUGGACCAACUGGCACUGCUCAGGAAGUUAUGUUACUUGAUUGGCAACUGUCUAAAUAUGGGUCGCCCAUAAUUGACCUUGUGUAUUUUUUGUUUACUGCAACUGAUAAGGAGGCACGAGACGCGUAUUAUGACGAUUUAUUGAAACUUUAUCAUGGAUCCAUGAGCUCAUUAAUGCAAAAAUUUGGUGAAUCUGUUGAAAAUAUUUUUCCAAUCGCCGUUUUUCAUGAAGAAUUGAAAAAAUUCGGGAAAUUUGGAUUGAUUAUUGCUCUUUUUAACUUGAACGUUGUCACGAUUCCCGAAGAAGAAAGUCCAAAUGUAGAUGAAUCGAUUGAAAAAUUGAUGAAUCCAGAUAAAAGAUGUGAUAGUGAUAUUUCAAUGAUUAAAGCUAUCAAAACCAACAACCCGAAAGUAGCUCCUCGUCUCAAAGAUAUUGUUUUAGAUAUCGAUCGGUUUGGUUAUCUUUAA
Messenger RNA from Culicoides brevitarsis, 1308 nucleotides. RefSeq lists its product as uncharacterized. The record is from RefSeq and is a predicted model, not a curated record. Lineage: Eukaryota; Metazoa; Arthropoda; Insecta; Diptera; Ceratopogonidae. The transcript has a single exon. Bases 1 to 1308 code for a protein of 435 amino acids.